Messenger RNA from Petromyzon marinus (sea lamprey), 2869 nucleotides. Its product is annotated as cerebellin-1-like. Gene Ontology annotation, cellular component: synaptic cleft; glutamatergic synapse. The record is from RefSeq and is a predicted model, not a curated record. NCBI's taxonomy places the organism in Eukaryota, Metazoa, Chordata, Hyperoartia, Petromyzontiformes, Petromyzontidae. Gene Ontology annotation, molecular function: protein binding. Gene Ontology annotation, biological process: maintenance of synapse structure.
GGCGAGAGGGGCGAGAGGGUUGAGAGAGCGCAGCCAGAGAGUGAGGAGAGGGAGGCGAGAGAGAGAGAGACACACACGCAGGGGUGUUAACGUUGGAGGCGGUGUUGGUGCGGGGGAAUGGACAGGCGCGCAGCACCGCGCACCGAGCGCUAGAACUCGGCCGUGCCGCGGGAGGGUGUAGGGGGGGGUGAUCCGAGUGAGCAGCCCCGAGACAGCGCGCCGCACGCACGACACGCAGCACCCUCCUCCUCGCUCGCUCGCUCGGAGCGCGCGGCACUUGCAGCGAGCGCAGUGGGAGGCGACUCGGCUCAGACGCUCGGAGGCGGCGCGCACCGCGAAGACGACGCCGCGAUCCACGUCGAGAAGGGAACGACGCAGUUCGAGCGCGCGUCCGUUCCUCGCGCGUCCGCCCGUGCACGCGCGUCUAGUUCUGUUGUCUUUCAAACUCAUCCACGCCACCCCCUCCGCCACCCACCCACCCCCCCAACCCCCGCUUAUACGCGCACGCGCGCGUGUACGCACGUGCGCGCGCGCGUGCGUGUCGCGCUCCUCCAGCCGCAACUCGCUAUCGACGACAAUAGCCGCCUCUUGACAGUCCUCCGUUCGCUCACGUCGCCAACGGAGUGGGGUCCACCGUUAGCCCGGUGUCUCGUCCCAUCACGUCACGCGGCAGCCUCGCCCCCCUGAGCGAGGCGAGGCGAGGCGAGGCGAUUCGUAGCGGCAGUCGCAGUUGCGAGCAUGGCAGCGCACGGCUGCCACGACCGCUGCGCGAUCCGCGCGGGGCUUCUGCUGCUGCUCGUCGGGUGCGCGUCCCUCCGGCCAAGGACUCGCCCCCCGUGGGCUCUGCUCGCCGCCGCCGCCGCCGUCUUCAGCCUCGCCAGGGUCGCGCCCGUUCUCGGCCAGAACGAGACGGAGCCCAUCGUGCUGGAGGGAAAGUGCCUGGUCGUGUGCGACUCCAGCCCCUCGGUGGAGCACGCCGGAGCAGCUGGAGCCUCCUUCGGGAUCUCGGUUCGAUCCGGCAACGCCAAGGUGGCCUUCUCGGUCAUCCGGAGCACGAACCACGAGCCGUCAGAGAUGAGCAACCGGACCAUGGUUAUUUACUUCGAUCAGAUCCUGGUGAAUCACGGGGCGAGCUUCGACGCCGAGCGAAGCAUGUUCGUCGCUCCGCGGAAAGGGAUCUACAGCUUCAAUUUCCACGUCGUCAAAGUGUACAACAGGCAGACGAUACAGGUCAGCCUGAUGCUCAACGGGUGGCCCAUCAUCUCGGCGUUCGCCGGGGACCAGGACGUGACGCGGGAGGCGGCGAGCAACGGCGUUCUGCUGCUCAUGGAGAAGAGCGACCGCGUCUACCUGAAGCUCGAGCGGGGCAACCUCAUGGGCGGCUGGAAGUACUCCACCUUCUCGGGGUUCCUCGUCUUCCCGCUGUGAAGGGAGAUCGGCGGGCUGCUUUUGUUUUGUUUUGUGCUUGGUGGGGAGGUGGUGGUGGGGCGGUGGGGGCAAGGCAGGUGGGUGCGGUGGGGGUAGAGUGGGGUGGCCGUGUGUGUGUGUGUGUGCAGUUGAGGGCAGGGGGAGUGGGGAGGAGGAGAUGUAGGGCCCUCCAAUGUGCCAGCGCCGUCCGGUCUCUCCUCCGGAGCUACAAGCGUCGCUGCGUGCAGCGAGCGGUGGAAGAGACUCUGUGGCAGCACGAAGAGUGCGCGAUUCGAUGUGCACCCGUGUGGAAGUUCCAUUGUUUUAUUGUUGUUUAAUUUCCCUUGAAACAAAAAUAUACAAAAGUUAUUAUUCAACAUUACUGUUAUCAUUACAGUAUUUAUCUUUGGCCGUGCACACUAUACACAACGCGGGGACUUGACAGUGCACAAACGCAAAAGAAUUUGAGUUGUGCCGAUGAGGCCGUGGAUCUGUAAAGCUUCCCCCCUCCCCACUUGAUGUCCAAGAUGCCACGAUGGCAAAGCGUGAAGAUAACAAAAAAAAACAGCAGCAGCAACAACGCAUCCUACACGUGCGGAUGCGGAGCGCGCAGAGGACAAUUCAACUGACGCUCCUGUAUAAGGUAUCUUUGGUCGUUUGUUCGUGUUAUGAUACGUACAGUACAUAAAUAUGUAUAUGUAAUAGUGUGUGAGCCAUCGAAAGCAGAUUUGAUAUUCGCUUUGCAAGAUCGUGGGCAUCGUUAAAAAAAAAUCUAUUGAAAUGAGCGGAACGCAAAAAAAAACCCGAAUAAAAAAGCCGUAUUUAAAACAAAGGAGUCGUUCUAAAAACAAAAAAAAAACACAUUCCUGUGAUCAUGUAAGUGUUUAUCGUGAACUACGAUGUCAUUACGCGUUCUCGUGUCCACCCUCACCUCUCGCACUCCCUGGCCCUCUCGCGCUCACAGCUCCCCCCCCUCCCCCCGAACACGCUGGCCACGUUCGCCCUCGCCUCUCCACCGCACGACAAUCCCUGACCCCAAGAUCCCUGACCCCAAAACCACUCCGCCUCGCCUCUACACCCGCGCGCGUCAAAGCAGCGAAGUGGUGCCUUGUUUCGGUUGUUUCGUUUACCUACACAACUGCGAGGCGUGAAGACACAGAGGCGAGAAAUGUGUGCAGGAUCCACGGACUUGUACAACGAUUCACGAAUACAGAACCAUGUAACUGCAUCCUCCCCCCCCCAUCGCUCGGCCUAUGCUGGCAACACUCAAGUUUCAUUGCAAUUGAGACUGCGAUUUGUUUUUUUGAAGGGUAACGCGCAUUUCAGAGGAAGAUUUAAAUUAUGAUAGUUUACCGUAAUUAAGAUUAACAUUAAAGGUGAAUUGUUGUAAGCACAUUCGAUUGUGCUAAACCAAUAUUUUUGUUUUUGUACAUUUUUAUUAAAUUGUCACCCGUAUAUAUAU